AUGAGCCUUAAAACUGCGUUUACACAUCACCGUCGUUCACGUUCCAACAUUACCCCUGGCGACUUGCCGCCCAUUGAAACACGUCAAUCUAGUUGCGACACCACCACUUCUACUACUUCUCCUAAUAGUAGCAGACGUAAUUCUGACGGUUCACCACGGGUCCCAGCAGCUCUUGUCAACAACUCUUCAACCCCUUCACCACCACCCGACAUUAACAUCUUUGCCCCAUCGCCCUCAGCCAUUGCCAAUACUACGAGUCAUCAUCCCAUGCCAACCGAAACCACGACCACCAUCGUUGAAGAGAAAUAUCCGUCGUCUCGCUCUGCCUCACCCAUACCACAUGUAUCUGAUCCACAGCCCACUUUAUCCAGUACAAGUGCCGUUUCUCGUUUGUUCGCCAAAAAACCUCGUUCUCGCGGCUCAAGUUUGUCCAAUCACUUUCACAACAGCGACUCGGUACCAGCGCCGACGACAUCUUCAGUAUCGGAUAUCCACCUUCCCAUAAUGAAUCAUAGCAAUACAAGUGCAACUAGACUAAGACCCUCCUCACCAUCUCCUCCACCACCAACAUCAUCUGCCACUGCUCCUCCUGCUGCUCCUACUCCUUCCUCAUCAGUGAAUGAUCGUGUCGUUGCUCCUGGCACUAUUGCUUCCGUAUGUGGUGUCGAACUCGCCAAUGCAAAACGUAAUCAAGAUUUUCAUGCACUCUUUCGAAGCGUCCCUGAAGAAGAUCCCCUGAUUGAAGAUUUUGGAUGUGCUUUGCAAAAAGAGAUCCUGUUACAAGGUAGAAUCUACAUUUCAGAAAACCAUAUUUGUUUCAACGCCAAUAUUUUCGGCUGGGUCACCAAUCUCGUCAUUGCAUUCACUGAUAUCGUCGAGAUUGAGAAACGUACUACAGCCCUCUUUAUUCCCAAUGCUAUUCAGAUAUCCACUUUGCAAGCCAAGCAUUUUCUCACAUCCUUCCUAUCCCGAGACCAAGCUUAUGAUCUCAUUGUUGACGUUUGGCAGCAAACAAAAGCACCAGAGAAUGACAAGAAUGAAAAUGGAAAGGAUCCUUCACAAUCUGCCAGUGAUAUUGAUGAUGAGACAGAUACGUCAUCCGAUGACUAUUCUUAUACUUCAUCAGAAGAAGAGGAUGAUCAAGAGAAUCAUGAUGAUGAUAAUACGGCUCAUGCAGCAGCAGCAGGUCAGCAACAAGAUCGUCAAUCGUCUCUGCCAUCAUUGCCGCUACGAGCUGGACUUGCCAAAAAGAGCGACGCUGAUGCAUUAAGACGCCGAGCUAUUUCGGAAGCCGGUCCGCAACCACCCAAUCUUAGCUCCCUUGUUAGUUCAGAAUCGGGUGUCAGUGCUACGGAUACCAAAGGAGGUUCAAGAUCAAGUACGCCACCUGUGCCGCCAUUGCCAUCAUCCUUUGGAUCAUCCACUACAGCAUCUUCUCAACAAGUUCAUGAAAAGACCGAAUGUGCUUGUCUCAAGUCCGGUGAUCAUUAUCCCAAGGUCGUACUGGAUCAAAGUUUUCCUUGCACAAUCGAAGUUUUGUACAACCUCCUUUACCAAGGCAGCUUUAUGAAAAAGUUCUUGACAGAGCAAAAGAAUACAGACCUUACGAUUGGUGAUUGGCAAAAGGAUAGCAACAAUACCGAAACGAUACGUGAACUCUCUUAUACCAAACCCCUCAAUGGAUCGAUAGGUCCCAAAUCAACAAAAUGUCUAUUGACUGAAGAGAUCAUGCAUGCGGACUUUGGCGAAUAUGUCACACAAGUCACCACCACUCGGACACCUGAUGUGCCUUCAGGGGGAUCAUUUUCUGUCAAAACCAAAACAUGCUUGAUGUGGGCGGGUCAAGGGCAAGUACGGAUGCUGGUCACCGUAUUGGUUGAUUUUACAAAGACGUCUUGGUUGAAAGGUACCAUUGAAAGUGCCUCCAUCAGUGGACAAGAAGGUUACUAUAAGGAACUUGACGCUGCUAUCCGUAAGCAAUUAUCCAAGCCAUCCAAUGGUGACAUGUCGGAUCGCAAGAAGCGAAAGCAACGUAAAGGCAAGAGAAAGCAUCGUGCCCAAGCUGAUGCUGCAGCCACAGGAGCCUCCGAGAUUGCACAAAAGGAUCAAGGUGUAGCUGCCAAAGCAAUGUCACUUUUAUCGGAUGGUAUUGGGUGGAUGAUUACCAAUGCGUCUGUUCCUUCCGCAUCCCAGGCCACUGUAUUUUGCAUGUUGAUGCUGGUCAUCAUUAACUUGUUUAUUGCCAACAAGAUGGCUCAAGUCGAUCGACAAUUGGAAUUAUUGAAACGUCAUCCACCAUCAUCCCUGCAUCGUUAUGGACGACAACAUCAUGGUGCAGCAGAGAAUGAGUUAUGGUCAUGGUUAAGUAAUAUGGAUCCCGACCAUCGGCAAGAGGCCCGUGUUGCGUUACAAAACGAACAUGAUGCAAUGUGGUCGGCAAGAUUACACGAAUCACGAGCAGCCAAAGCAAAGCUUGAUGAACACAUGGAUGAUUUGGAACAAAUGAUACAACGUGCUGGUAACAAUAUGGAACAAGUAACCAAGAUGGUCAAUCAGCAACGACAAAGAAUCAUGAACAAUUGGACAGCUUAA
Lichtheimia ornata is the source of this 2592-nucleotide messenger RNA. RefSeq lists its product as uncharacterized. Gene Ontology annotation, molecular function: sterol transfer activity; sterol binding. The transcript is spliced from 8 exons. The coding region runs from base 1 to 2592 and encodes 863 amino acids. Lineage: Eukaryota; Fungi; Mucoromycota; Mucoromycetes; Mucorales; Lichtheimiaceae. Gene Ontology annotation, biological process: intracellular sterol transport. The record is from RefSeq and is a predicted model, not a curated record. Gene Ontology annotation, cellular component: endoplasmic reticulum-plasma membrane contact site; mitochondrion; endoplasmic reticulum membrane.